AUGAAAAUCCCAGCCGGUGCAGUGUUGCCGCUUGCGCCUUGGAUCGCACCCAGGGCAGCACUGAGAGGUGUCCAGGAUAUCACCUCCGAGUCUGCCCAGGCUGUCAUCCGUGCUGCCGGCCCCAGUGCCAGUUGUGAAUGGUUCCCACAGCCGCUAGACCACAAGAACAUGAGCCGUGGAACAUGGCAGCAGCUGUACUGUGUCAACCCUCAGUGGUGGGUUGUUUUGAUGACGCCAGGGGAGAUGCCCAUUACAUCAGCCAUCAACUCCGGGUACGGAUACUCGUACUUGAGCAACACGACCAUGUCCGGCACGUACGCUGAGAUUCUCGGGGCAGCGGCGGUUGUGAUUGAGCAUCGAUAUUUCGGCGGAUCCUCCCCAUACGAUGGAUUUGAUUCCCGCACCCUCCAGUACCUCAGCAUGGAUCAGGCGGCUGAAGACAUUGUCAACUUUGCCAAGAACGUUGUGUUCCCAUUCGACAAGGAGCAGACCAGUGUGGCCUCCAAGACGCCCUGGGUGUACUGGGGAGCAUCCUAUGCGGCAACACUGGGCGGCUGGAUCGAGCAUUUCCAUCCUGGCGUCUUUCACGCCUUUCAUCUCAGCAGCGCCACCGUCGAAGCCAACACUGAGAACUGGUACUACUACGAUACUAUCAGAAAGGGGAUUGAUGCCUACCGCAAUGACACGAGCUGCAGUCUCGCUCUUACUGAAGUCGCCGACUUUGUUGACAAGUUCUUGCUCGAGUCACCUCAGGACGUGGCCAAAGUGGACGCGGUGAAGCAGUAUUUUGGCGCCACUUUCCCCAUUGCUGAUGACGACUUUGCCUAUGCCAUUGCUACUCCAUUCCGGUACUGGCAAGAGACAGGAGGUUACCGUGAUGUUCUCGAGAUGUGCGACGCCAUUGUUGGUCCCGCUGAUCCCGAAGAGCACGAGCUCCUCGGUACUAUUUCCGCUGCGGUCGGCAACUACGCCGCUUAUUUCAGAAUGAACUUCCGUGACUCAACAUGCACCUACCUGGACACCUGGGGCCAAGACGACCCGCUCUGGUGCCUCAACACGCACGACCUGCUGAACCCCUUCUUCGAGGCGCGCACGCUGGGCAACCCGUGGCGGACCUGGUACUGGUUCCUGUGCAACGAGCCGCUCGCGUCGUGGGCGACCGGCGCCCCGGAGGGCGAGCCCUCCAUCGUCUCCCGCACCAUCGGCGCCGCCUACUGGCAGCGCCAGUGCGAGAUGCAUUUCCCCCCCGUUGAUGGGCAGAAGUAUGGUAGUUCGAACGGCAAGACCCCGGCGAGUCUGAAUAUGGCGACGGGGGGGUGGUUGAGGAACUCGACGAGGGUCAUUUGGACGGGCGGCGAAUUCGACCCCUGGAGAGCCACCAGCAUGUCCAGCGAGGUUCGCCCCGGUGGCCCGCUUCAGUCGUCUGACAAUGUCGCCGCCUUCAUUAUAAAGAAUGCCCAGCAUGGUGACGACGCGUUCACCCCGAGGGCACUGGCCAACCUCGGUAUGAAGGUCAACCCGGAGGUGGUCAAGGUUCAGGAGCAGUCGAUCGAGCUUAUAAAGUUGUGGGUCAGCCAGUACUUGGUGGGCCAUGAUGGUGAGUAGGCCGGGGGAGGUUGGCUUUGCAAGCGGAAGGGGGUGUGAGUCAACAUCGAAGAUUGAUUGCCAUGUUGGCUUGACAAGAGAC
This is a messenger RNA of Chaetomium fimeti, 1687 nucleotides long. RefSeq names its product peptidase S28. Lineage: Eukaryota; Fungi; Ascomycota; Sordariomycetes; Sordariales; Chaetomiaceae. Gene Ontology annotation, biological process: proteolysis. The transcript has 7 exons. Gene Ontology annotation, molecular function: dipeptidyl-peptidase activity; serine-type exopeptidase activity. The coding region runs from base 1 to 1605 and encodes 534 amino acids. The record is from RefSeq and is a predicted model, not a curated record.